Molecule: messenger RNA, 1107 nt
Organism: Rotaria socialis
Lineage: Eukaryota; Metazoa; Rotifera; Eurotatoria; Philodinida; Philodinidae
Source: the annotation of a GenBank genome assembly
AUGAAUGAAACAAGCUAUUUCGACAAACUAAAGAAAAAAGCAUUGACAAAGUCAAUCGAACCGAUAAACGAAGGUCAUCACAAAAGUUCCCCAGCCAAGGAUUUACGAAUAGCGAAAGAUAUUCAAAAGCAAAGUGCUGCGAUUUCAAAUAUUUACCAUUGCCAAACUGGAAUUUUAACACCGUUCAAUCCAUAUGAGCACGGACUUUACAUCAUCCUUCAUCUGACCAAUGAAUAUGAUAAUGAUAUUAGAGAAGCAUGCCGAAAAUUACCUCAAAUAAAGGAAUCACUUAGCCAAUUACAUCCAGGUUGCAGACUAGAGGCAACAUUAGGUAUUGGGUAUUCUAAAACUCAAGAAUGGCUUGCACGAGCAGAUAUUUCGUUUCCGAAAGUUUUUAUAGAAUUUCAAGAGAAAAAUAGUUCGACUGGAAAAACGAUGCCAUGUACAGGAGGUGACUUAAUGCUUCAUAUUAGAAGUGAUCGAAAAGAUCUUUGUUUUGAAUUGGGUCAACAAUUUUGUCAAUCUAUUCCUGAUGAUUGUAUUAUUGAAUUGGAUGAAACAUUUGGCUUUUCAUAUAUGAGCUCACAAACAAAUGGAUUAUCUCAAGAUCUUACGGGUUUCGAAGAUGGCAACGAAAAUCCAAAGGGAGAUGAACUCAGAGCUAAAGCUGCACUUAUCUGUGAGGGAGACGAUGUUCCGAUUCAUAUUGGAGGAUCAUUUGCAUUAACACAAAAAUGGAAGCAUAAUCUUAAUCAAUGGGCUCGGCUAUCACAAGCAGAACAAGAGAAUGUAAUCGGACGAACGAAAGGAGAAGAAAGUAAAAAGAUCAGACCAAAAAUUAGCACAUCUCAUAUAUCACGAACGGAUCUAAAAGAGAAUGGUGUGGAUAUCAAAGUAGUUAGACAAUCUUUACCUUAUGGAGGUAUGAAAGAGCAUGGGCUAUUUUUUAUUUCAUAUGCUUCGAAUCCAAAUAAACAUGAAAGACAACUCAAUAGUAUGAUUGGAAUGGACGAUGGAAUUUAUGAUCGAAUUAUGGAUUUUUCAACACCAAUUACUGGAAAUUAUUGGUUUAUUCCAUCGAUCGACGUUUAUGAAAAAAUGUUCUAA